Messenger RNA from Prunus armeniaca (apricot), 297 nucleotides. The record is from the annotation of a GenBank genome assembly. NCBI's taxonomy places the organism in Eukaryota, Viridiplantae, Streptophyta, Magnoliopsida, Rosales, Rosaceae.
AUGAUUAGGGGCAUGGUUCCUCAGGUUUCCAUUAGGGAAGAGGUUAUGUUUAAGGAGGCUCAUGUUCCAUGGCGCAGGGAGAUGGUGGUGGAAGUGUUCAAAAGUUUUGCCAAGGACGGGCAGCUUUCCAAGCAUGAGUUGAAGGCAGCCUUCGACAAACUUGGGUCGCGUUGGAGCACUUUCAGAGCUUGGAGAGCUUUGAGCUAUGCAGAUGCCAAUCAGGACGGCCUCAUUUCUAAUGAUCACGAGUUCAAAGUCCUUGUCAACUAUGCCUUAGAAUGUGGCUAUGAACUCUAA